Molecule: messenger RNA, 2253 nt
Organism: Capsicum annuum
Lineage: Eukaryota; Viridiplantae; Streptophyta; Magnoliopsida; Solanales; Solanaceae
Product: alpha-amylase
Exons: 4
Coding region: 826-2118 (430 amino acids)
Biological process (GO): carbohydrate metabolic process
Molecular function (GO): calcium ion binding; alpha-amylase activity
Source: RefSeq, a predicted model, not a curated record
UGAAUUGUUAUCUGGCCGUCCUCAUCAUUCAGGAAGCCACCUAGAACAAUAUCUGGGUAAUGUGAAAACUUUCCAUUUUUCAAAUGCAUAUUUGUUAUAGCACCAACACAUCUUUUCAUCUGGCCCACAACCAACGGUGGACAUAAAAAGUGCACAAAGGGGCAGUCGGGUGGGUGCAAUAAAAUUUCUACCACCACGACGAAGGAUCUGUUGUAUGCAGCUUAAUAAUAGAAGGGCAGUUCGGUGCAAAUAAUACAUUUGCAUUGUAUAUGCAAUGUGAUUUUCCAUUGGAUGCGGUCCAUGACCCUACGAAUAUACUAGUGUUUUCGGCUCAAACUAUAUAUUAGUACGAACAAAAAUUGUAUAUAUAUAUAUACACACUCUAAAUUCAACUCCCGUGUCUUGUACGUCUACCAUCCUAGUCUAGAAGAAAAAUGACCAAAUUAACUUAAACGUUGAAAACUUUUCUAUCUGUGGACAACACUUUGAGAAAGACGAAAUCCAAAAACUUGAGUGACUUAUUGAUACAAAAUAUAGUGACUAUCCAAUAUUCUUACAUUGAGUCAGAGUGUUUAUCGGAAACAAUAAAGUUAUGUACACAUUAUUCUUCUCAGACCUCACUUAUGAGAUUAUUCUGAUUAUGUUGUUGCUGAGAGACCAUUGAGAAAUUUCCAGGCACAAUAGAUUGGUUAAUCUUGUAUCCCAGUGUGUGUACGUUUCAAAAAAGUCAAUUCUUGUGUCUCUAAAACACAAUUUAAAUAGAGUUUCUUUGCCCAUCUUUUGUUCCUCAUCCUGAACCUGGAGUCAACACAACACAACAGAACAAUGAAUUCUCUUAUUCCUCUUUGUUUAAUUCUCUCAUUCAUUCUUCCUAUCUUUGCUUCUCCGACCGUAUUGUUCCAGGGGUUCAAUUGGGAAUCGAGUAAAAAGCAAGGUGGAUGGUACAAUUCUCUCAUUAAUUUAGUUCCUGACUUGGCUAAAGCUGGAGUUACUCAUGUUUGGUUACCACCUUCAUCUCACUCUGUGUCUCCUCAAGGUUAUAUGCCAGGAAGAUUGUAUGACUUGGAUGCGUCCAAGUUUGGGAAUCAGCAAGAACUGAAAACUCUUAUUAAGGCUUUACAUGACCACACGAUCAAAUCCGUUGCUGAUAUAGUGAUCAAUCAUAGAACCGCCGAUAAAAAAGAUAGCAGGGGCAUAUACUGCAUCUUUGAAGGAGGGACGCCUGAUGACCGUCUUGAUUGGGGCCCCCAUAUGAUUUGCAAGGACGACACGCAAUAUUCUGAUGGCACGGGGAAUCUAGACACCGGUUUGGACUUUGAACCUGCCCCUGAUAUCGAUCAUCUUAAUACCAGAGUGCAGAAAGAGUUAUCAGACUGGAUGAAUUGGCUGAAAUCUGAAGUUGGAUUUGAUGGUUGGCGUUUCGAUUUUGUUAGGGGAUAUGCACCUAGCAUCACCAAGAUUUAUAUGGGAAAAACAUCCCCGGAUUUUGCAGUUGGUGAGUUUUGGAACUCUCUUGCUUAUGGUCAGGACGGAAAACCGGAGUAUAACCAGGACAACCAUAGAAAUGAGCUAGUUAGUUGGGUUCAGAAUGGCGGUGGGGCUGUAACAGCCUUUGAUUUCACAACGAAGGGAAUUCUUCAAGCCGCGGUUCAAGGAGAGUUAUGGAGAUUGAAGGAUUCCAAUGGAAAACCUCCAGGAAUGAUAGGUGUUUUGCCUCAAAAUGCUGUGACUUUUAUCGAUAAUCACGAUACUGGAUCGACACAAAAGAUGUGGCCUUUCCCUUCAGACAAAGUUAUGCAAGGAUAUGCAUACAUCCUCACUCAUCCAGGAAUUCCAUCAGUGUUUUAUGACCAUUUCUUUGAUUGGGGACUGAAGGAUGGAAUUUCAGCACUAAUCUCUAUUAGGAAGAGGAAUGGGAUUUCUUCAACAAGUAAUGUGCAGAUCAUGGCUUCUGAUUCUGAUCUAUACAUAGCAAUGAUUGAUCAGAAAAUUAUUGUCAAAAUUGGACCAAAACUUGAUCUUGGAAAUCUUAUUCCACAUAAUUAUCAGGUGGCAACUUCUGGACAAGACUAUGCUGUAUGGGAGAAAAAGGCAUUAACAUAUUGGUGUUGCACUUAGAAACCUUCACCAUUAAUUUACAAAUACAAAAAGUAACCAUGGACAAAAUGGUCAUAUGAUUGAAAAUGUAAUUUAUAUUGCAGACACAUAAUGAAGGUAAAAAUAUUCAAGAUAUUAUUGGAACCUUUCUUGAAA